GCGACGUGGCAAGUUAUCCGCCUGUUGCAGCAACAAGUAACAAAUUCCAAUACAAGAUUUCGAUUCAAUUAAAUUCAAAUUCGUGCAAAAUGUCAUUCAUCACUCGGGAGUACAAGUUCGAGACCAGCAAUAUGAUGCAGCAGAAAUCAGAUCAACAUACAAUGGCAAUGCUGAGCCUGAAGAAACUCGUCAAACCACUGCUGCGCCUCAUCAAGAAGAAGCAGCUCAUACGCAAAACUCUGGCAGAGAUGCAGUCGCAGAAUGAAAUCAACUCAUCGCUGGAGGACAUGCGCAAAGACUCGGUGGCAAGCUGUGACAAUAUGGCCAACGAGCAACUGGAGCAGCGACUCUUCAAUGAUCUCCGACAGUGCCCCAAUCAAGCGGCAAUGAUCGUGCAACAGGGCGAACAGCAACGCAUUGUGCCAGCUCAUGCCGAUCAGACCUUCAUCCCGGUUCACUUUGCUCGCACCAGCAGCGGCACCUUCUUCUGGACUUCAGUCGACAGCGCAAGGCAACAACAGCAGCAGCAACAACAACAAGAACUGCACAUGCGUGAACGAUUCGACCGCUGGGUCCAGGCCUAAAUAACACCAAUUGGGCCAACACUGAUGUCAGCUUCAGCUUUAAUACCAUGUGUCACCAGCUUGAGCCAAUUAGCCAAGAUGGUGACGCCAAAUGGCACGACCGCAAUCUCAGGGUGAUAUUAGGGUAUAGUUGCUUCUUCGGUACAACACUGAGGUAUCAACUUAACAAUGUAAUAACAAGCUUGUAAAUUAUUGUGAUUUCCCAAUAGCUUUUCUAAGUUUAGUAUUACGAAAAAAUCAUUGUCUUCCAUGUUUGUUUGUUAGGUUACUUUAGGCUAAGAAUCAUUGUCUUCCAUGUAAAAUAAUCUAGUUUUAAGAUA
This is a messenger RNA of Drosophila albomicans, 904 nucleotides long. It is a transcript of the gene Tom, whose product is annotated as enhancer of split malpha protein. Gene Ontology annotation, biological process: sensory organ development; Notch signaling pathway. The transcript has a single exon. The record is from RefSeq and is a predicted model, not a curated record. Lineage: Eukaryota; Metazoa; Arthropoda; Insecta; Diptera; Drosophilidae. Bases 90 to 584 code for a protein of 164 amino acids.